Nannospalax galili (Upper Galilee mountains blind mole rat) is the source of this 726-nucleotide messenger RNA. RefSeq names its product SIVA1 apoptosis inducing factor (gene Siva1). Lineage: Eukaryota; Metazoa; Chordata; Mammalia; Rodentia; Spalacidae. The transcript has 4 exons. Gene Ontology annotation, biological process: extrinsic apoptotic signaling pathway. The record is from RefSeq and is a predicted model, not a curated record. The coding region runs from base 78 to 602 and encodes 174 amino acids. Gene Ontology annotation, molecular function: CD27 receptor binding.
CGCGCCGCGCCCGGCCCGUCCCGCCCUUGCUGGCGGUCUGCGCGCGCUGUGGCGGUCAGCCUUUGGGCCCCGUGGCCAUGCCCAAGCGGAGCUGCCCGUUCGGCGACGCUGCCCCGCUGCAGCUCAAAGUCCGCGUGGGCCCGAGAGAGCUGGGCCGUGGCGUCUUUGCCGAGCACUACGCGCGCGAGGUGUUCGAAAGGACCAAGCAGCUCCUUUUCCAGGGGGCCCAGGCCUGCAGCGAUCACAUGUGGGGCGAAGGCUGUGCCAUGGUCCACCUGCCAGAGUCCCCGAGGCCUGGGCCUACAGGGACCCCUGGAGCUACAAGGGGACAGAUGUUGAUUGGACCUGAUGGGCGACUGAUGAGGAGCCAAGCCCAGGUCUCAGAAGCUGACCUGCCCAGGGCACCCAUUGCCUGCUCCUCAUGUGUGCGAUCUGUGGAUGGGAAGGCAGUUUGCAGCCAGUGUGAACGGGCCCUUUGUGGACAGUGCAUAUACACCUGUUGGGGCUGCGGUGCUGUGGCCUGCAUGCUGUGUGGCCUUGCUGACUACACGGAUGUUUGUGAGAAGACUCUGUGCAACAGCUGCGCUAUAUUUGAAGCCUGAGUGGUCGUGGAUGGCAGUGGCCCCUGGAUGGCACAAUAUGUUCACACUGCAGAGGGAGGGAGUGGCUUUUAUACAUUGUUUUGUACCCCAGCAACUGAAGCGAAUAAAUCCCUUUAUAUUUGCA